AGCAGCACCCAGUCACGUGGAGAGGCAGUCACUGUUUGUUUACAUCGGGAGACACACACAACCCGCCCGCCUCUUCUCAUUUACCUCGUAUUUUCUCUAAUUAUGGUCGAAUCUGAGGAAAAGUUCGAUGGGAUCUUGCUGGCCCUGGCUCAGCAGCAUCCCGAUGGCAUUAUUGAGCUCUUAGACACCUUCUUCAGCUUCCUGGCUCGGAAAACAGAUUUUUACACAGGGGCACCACCAGAAGUCGGGGAAAAAAUGGUAUUAGAAAAAUUUAAGAAAUACCAGAAAGUUGCAUAUGCAGAAGAUGAGAAAAAGAAAGCAGAAAGAGAGGAACAGGAGAGAAGGAAAGAAGAGAGACGAAAGAAGAAGGAGAUGGAGGAGAAGGAAGCAGCUAAUCAGCCAAAGAUUAAGGAGCUCACAGAUGAGGAAGCAGAUGCGCUAGAGAAGAAAUUAGCAGCGGUAAACAUGGACACUGAAACAGCUGCGGAAAAGUUGUGUUUCCAUCAGAUGAUUUUCAGUUCAGGAUGGUGGGGUGUUAACUUGUCGCUUUGCACUAUCACACUGAUACCGACUCACUCCAACGCGCGGCCGGAGAGAUUAAUUUCUGAUCUCAGAUGUUUCAUUGCAAUUAUUAACAAGAUGGAGUGGUGGGGCCGGCUGGUGCUGUCCGACCCUGAGAUCAACACGCAGAAGGUGGCCCCAGAGCCCUCCAAGCUGGGCGACCUGGAUGGGGAGACACGCGGAAUGGUCGAGAAGAUGAUGUACGACCAGCGCCAGAAAGAAAUGGGCAAGCCUACCUCAGACGAACAGAAGAAGCAGGAGGUCCUUAAAAAAUUCAUGGAGCAGCAUCCCGAAAUGGACUUCUCCAAGUGUAAAUUUAAUUAGAAAAUACCCGCCUGAUUAGAGAUGCCUUCGCUCUACUGUCGUCAAACUCGUCAAAUUGAUAAGAGCUACGCAAAAUAGAUUUUCUUUAUUAUCAAUGAACGUUACUAGUGAUUUUCAUUUGGGCAUUAUUGGCAUGAGGGAAACAGACAUAAUCUUUAUUACCGACUAUCAGAGUGUGCCGUGGGUAGAUAUCUGAUUAUACAACACACUUGCAUUGGUACCCUGGUUCGUCUGAGAUUUUCAGAUGCUUAAUUAGGCGUAUGUGGUGCUAAGUCACAAAACCUGUCGCAUAAAAAGAGUGUCAGAAUUGGCAAAAUAAAAAAAUCUAAAAUCA
Molecule: messenger RNA, 1219 nt
Organism: Penaeus vannamei (Pacific white shrimp)
Lineage: Eukaryota; Metazoa; Arthropoda; Malacostraca; Decapoda; Penaeidae
Source: RefSeq, a predicted model, not a curated record